GAGGAGCUGAAGCACCCGCGUGAGGACCCGCAGACACCUGAGGGAGCGAGGGACAGAUUGGGGAGUCGUAGGGGGCAGACGCAUUGACUGAUAUCAUCAAAGCUAUUGAUAAAGAUGAAAAUAUUGAUUAUGGGGAUCUGAAUACUUGUCUUCAAAAUUUUGGAGUUUACCUUUCUAAGCCAGAAUUUCAGAAGAUCACAGAGUUGACUGAAGCUGGCGUAUUUAUUGCCUGAUGCUAUUGAAAACCUCCACAACCUUAGCAAAGAGAAGAUGAGUGCUCCUGACCUGUGGAAUACUCUUUCUAGUUUGAAAAGUAAUUUAAAAAAAGAUGAAUUCCUAGCUGCACUGAAAUUAGCAACAGUUGAUGGUGAGAAGGUUGAUACUAGUGACCUGGAAAUUUUUCUGCAAAAUAUGGGGAUAGAGCUCACAGAAGAUAAAGGCAUGGAAUUACUGAACAAUCUUCCAGUUGAUGCCAAAAGAAAGGUGUAUAUGAACAGAUUGAUGAAAGAAUUGCAGUCUUUUAAAGGGACAAAGGUAUCUUUAGAUAAGGUGGACACUUUCAUUAAAAACAUGGGAAUUGACCUCAAGGAGAAAGAAAUCCAGGAAUUGAAGGACCACCUACCAGUUGAUGAGCACAGGCUCCGGACGCGCAGGCUCAGCGGCCAUGGCUCACGCGCCCAGCCACUCCGCGGCAUGUGGGAUCUUCCCGGACCGGGGCACGAACCCGUGUACCCUGCAUCGACAGGCAGACUCUCAACCACUGCACCACCAGGGAAGCCCUAUUUUUAACUUUUUGAGGACCUUCCAUACUGUUUUUCAUAGUAGCUGCACCAAUUUACAUUCCCACCAAUAGGCACGAGUGUUCCCCUUUCCCUGCAUCCUGGCGGACACUUGUUAUUUCUAGUCUUUGAUAAUAGUUUUUCUGACAAGUGUGAGGUGGUAUCUCAGUGUGGUUUUGAUUUGCAUUUCCCUGAUAAUUAGAGAUGUUGAACAUCUUUUCAUGUGCCUGCUGGCUGUGUGUAUGUCUUCUUUGGAAAAAUGUCUAUUCAGGUCCUCUGCCCAUUUUUUAAUCAGGUUUUUUUUUUUAUAUCGAGUUGUAUGAGUUCUUUAUAUAUUUUGGGGGGGUUUUGUUUUUUUAAUGUAACUGCUUUUUUUCAACAAAUAGCCCAUACUUUUUAUUUAUUGAUUAUUUUUAUUUAUUUAUUUAUUUAUUUUUGGCUGCACCAGGUGGUUUGCAGGACCUUAGUUCCCCGCCCAGGGAUCGAACCCGUGCCCCCUGCAUUGGGAGCGUGGAGUCUUAACCACUGGACCACCAGGGAAGUCCCUCUUUAUAUAUUUUGGAUAUCAACCCCUUACUGAUAUAUCAUUUGCAAAUAUCUUCUCCCAUUCAGUAGGUUGCCUUUUCAUUUUGUUGAUGGCUUCUUUUGCUGUACAAAACCAUUUCAGUUUUAUGUAGUUCCAUUUUAAUAUUUUCGCUUUUGUUUCCCUUGCCUAAGGACACAGAUCCAAAAAAAAAAUUUCUAAGACCAAUGUCGAAGAGCUUACUGCCUGUGUUUCAUGGUUUCAGGCCUUAUACUUAAGUCUUUAAUCCAUUUUGCAUUUAUUUUGGUAUAUGGUUUAAGAAAGUGGUCCAGUUUUCCCAAACCACUUAUUGACUGAAGAGACUCUCUUUUCCCUUCGUGUAUUUAAUUUUUCAAAUCUUAUUAUCUUCACCUGAGUCUAAAUUCUGAAUUUUCUUACAGAAGAUGAAAAGGUUGACUUGGAUGUGUUGAUGGAUGCAGCACUUUUACAGGAGAUGGAAAGGUAUAUAAGAAAAGAUUGCUGGAUAGCGUGAAGCCUCUCAAAGGGAAAAAAGUCAGUGUCAAUAACCUAGACACGCUAAUGGAGAACAUGGAAAUUCAGCUUGAGAAAGAGGACUAUGAAGACUUACUGACCCAUCUGCCAGCUGAUGAGAAUAAAAUGGUUGAUUUGGAUGUGGCGAUGGAUGAUGCAAAAGCUUUCACAGGAGAGAAAGUUAAUGUCAGUAAUCUGGACAAUGCGCUGAGGACAGUGGGGCUCGUGCUCACUGCUGAGGGGCAUGAGGAGCUGCUGAAAACGGCCAAUUCACGCUGAUGGAAAAAUAUAUAAGAAUAGAUUGCUAAAAGGUGUGAAAGCCCUCAAAGGACCAAGGGUCAAAAUCAGAAAACUGGACUCCUUUGUGGAAAACAUGGGAAUUAGACUCAAGGAUGAGGAAUUUGAGGAACUAAUGACCCAACUGUCAGCUGAUGGUGAUAAUACAGUUGGUCUGAAUGAUUUGAUGGAUGCUCUCUGUUAUAUCAAGGAGGUGAUUGAUAUCCAGGACUUAGACAACUUCCUAGCAAAUGAGGGGGUUGAGCUCACAGAAGAAGAAAUGAAACUAAUGCCUCAUUUGACAUUCAAUGAGCACAGGCUCCAGACGCGCAGGCCCAGCGGCCAUGGCUCACGGGCCCAGCCGCUCCGCGGCAUGUGGGAUCUUCCCGGACCAGGGCACCAACCCGUGUCCCCUGCAUCGGCAGGCGGACUCUCAACCACUGCGCCACCAGGGAAGCCCCAAGGUCUUAUUGCAGCACAUGGGAUCUUCGUUGUGGCAUGCGGACUUCUUAGUUGCAGCAUGUGGACUCUUUGUUGUGGCAUGCAGACUCUUAGUUGCAGCAUGCAUGCAGGGUCUCAUUCCCCGACCAGGGAUCGAACUCAGGCCCCCUGCAUUGGGAGCAUGGAGUCUUACCCACUGGACCACCAGGGAAGUCCCAGGAACAGAGUUACUGGCCACAUGGCAGUUUCUGAUAUUAAAGCAAAACUUAAACUGAAUCCUUCAACAAAAAUACCCAACUUCCAUGGCAAGAGGGAUAAAGAUUUACCAGGACCUCUGCCAAGCCAAUUACAGCACAAAGAAAGGAAGUUGAGCCCUUCACAAAUGCGAGCCUUCCAAGAUGCCUACAACUUCUUUAACAAGGAUAAAACUGGCUGUAUUGAUUUACAUGGAAUGAUGCGCACUUUAGCUAAAUUGGGAGUGAAUCUAACCAAGCAUGAUGUCUGUAAUGAACUAAGAUGUGCUGAUAUUGAUCGAGAUGGGAAGGUGAAUUUCUCAGACUUUAUAAAGGUGCUAACAGAUAACAACCGCUUCCUGAAGGCUGUGGUUCCAGAAACGGAGAGCUGUUUAGAUUUAGCUGGCAACCCAGGGAUCCUAUUGUUUGAAAUCCUAUCAAAGCUUGUAGAGACUUCAGCCUUACCCAGAAAGGCUCUAAUGGAAAUAGUAAGCUAUUUCCGAAGAAAAUUCCAGGAAACCACCUCGGAAAUGGUGUGGAGCCCUUAUGCUACAGGUUAUGGAAAAAGGAGAUUUAAGCCAGACAUAUGCACACCUCCAAGCUCAAGCACAGCCGCCUUUGCUAAUGCUGCCCGGAUUGCAAUAACGAAAGAAAAGGAUUUAUUUAAAUUUCUUGAAGAGCUCAAAAGAUGCAAUCGUCCUUCAGAUAGCCCAUAUUCAAAAAUACCCGUCUUUCCACUGUUUCCUAAUGUGGAUGGGGUGGUGAUGGGAAAGCCAUUCAAAGACAUACAGAAAUUAGAAAUGCUAAGGAGAACGGAGCCUCUGAAUUUCUUUGAGAACUAUUUUUUCCAUAAAAAAGACUGGAAAACACAGGCAGCAAAUACAAAGUCUAUCGACCGUGCCUCAGGCUACCCAACUGACAUCCUCGCCAUCGACCAAAUACUCAAGAAAAAGCAGAAUUGGACAGUGGCUGAUGCAGCUGCUAUUAAACAGCAUGUAAAGAGAGCUACAGAUACCUAUAACUUGGGAAUUGCCCUUGAGCACCGGGAACAAAUGCUAAACCUCUGGCGGAAGAUCCGAGGGGAUUUGAUUGGGAUAGACAGUAAAAAUGAGUCCUUUUAUGACACCUUUUCUACUUAUACAUGGUCCUGGAAUGUCUGCCAAGAAUUACUUUCCCCAAAGGACUUAAGGUUAUAUGAUGCCUGUGUGAAUAGAAAUUCCUUCCACAACUCGACAUUCUCUUCCUCUUCGGAUAUUAGUGAGUGUGCCACAGGAAGAAGAAGAAAAUGGAAAGGCUUCAAAGGGUUUCGACAAUGAAAUUUCUACAUUUUCUAAACAGCUCAUUGCAAACUACUUUUUCAUAGAUAUCAAAAUUAUUCUUGCUUUUGUCUAAUACAUUCUUAGCAGCUGGAAAUGUUGACAUCUUUGGAAUUCUGACCAGUAAAAAAGUUUAAGUCAUAGUAUGGUUUCCCUUUCCUAAUUCUUGCUAGUAGAUAGAUGCCUUGCGGUUAUUCCCCUAGCAACCAGCUGCACUCCGCUGCCCCUACCUGGUUCAAAACUGCCUGGGCCUCAGCAGGAAGGAGAAAAGCAAAGCUGGCACUUACCUCAGCACAGGGCUGCCCUUCUGACCUCCUAACAGCCCUCUCAGCAAUAAGCACCUGAGUUUAUGUGACUUAAGUGGCAUUAGUUUUUUUAUCGUUUGUGAAAGAAGCCAGAGGCAGCAGAUGACAAUGACCCUUCAGUUUCAGGGAAUAAUUUCGCAAUCCCCCAAGGAACCUUGAUUAGAUUUGGGUUUUCGUAAGGCUCCUUAGCCACACACUUUCAGACUGAUCUCUUGGAUUACCCUAAAGAAUAGCUGAUUUCACUCACUCUUCACUGUUAAGGUCAAUGAGUGAGUAACAGUUUUGUAGUAGUUGUGAUUAAAGAUGGAUUUUGGUUGGAAAGAAUAUUCUUUUCAAGUUUUAUCACUCAAAAAAAAGAUUCCAGACCAGACUUCUGGCCAUUGCUAAACAAAAGUAGUGUUAUUUUUGAUCAGUGCUAUGUAUGCCUGGAGAAAAAUUCCCAGAAUGAAGGAUAGCUAGAUAGGAAUUUUAUAAGCAAGAAAACCAGCCGUCCCACUCCUAGGUAUUUACCAAAAAAAAUUUUUUUUAAGGUGAUCUCAUCCAUUAUGCUUGUUGUUGUUCUUUAAUGCAGUUAAUAAAGGAGCACAUGUAUAACUGUAUUACAAGUUGGAGGGGUUGCAAUUUUUUAUUGUGGAAAAAUAUAAAUAAUAUAAAAUUUAUUAUUUUAUAUUUAAGUGUAUAUCAUCCAUUACUUUUUUUUCCUUUUAGAAAAAGGAAAAUACAUGUUCCAUAUUGAUGGAGACAGUGGCUUAUAAUGUAAAAUUAUAACAUGCCAGUAAGAAACAAUGAAGAUAGUGAAGGAUCCCAAAACUGUUUAAUGAAAUAAACUUGAAGUAAUUUUGUGUUACCUUGAAUAUUCAAAACUGUCUAAGUAUAUUUGCCAGUCUUUAUAAUGUUAUGUUUGGGACAAAAAUAGAUAACAUUAUAGAUAAGUGAUUAUAUUUUCUAAAUAAAAGACAAAAUUUAUGGUUUGACAAGAGAUUUUUUUUUUUUUGGUAUGGCUGUGAGUAUAACAGGCAACCUAAGAGAUUUAACUUGGAUGCCAAAAUAUUAGAAUUCCUGGAAUAUUUCCUUGGAUCAGUGUGAUAACAGGACAGAAUAUUUUUAAGUACAUCUGUCUUGGAAAAUUUUAAAUGUGCAGUAAUAUAUUCUAUUAAAUUAUCACACUGUUGAUGACAGCAUAAAUUGGCCUCUCUCUGAUGGAAUACAGUAUAGCAACAGGUACUCAGCCAUUCAUUCACCAAUUAUUUCCUGAGUUGCAAACUGUGUGGUGGACCCUGUUCUCAGACCUGGAUAUCUAACAGUGAGCAAACAGAUAAAAUGCUCUGACCUCCCAGAGCUUAAUAACGGAGCUAAUUAUAACCAUUCAUUCAGCACUUCCACUUCUAGAAAU
Messenger RNA from Globicephala melas (long-finned pilot whale), 5797 nucleotides. RefSeq names its product EF-hand calcium binding domain 3 (gene EFCAB3). NCBI's taxonomy places the organism in Eukaryota, Metazoa, Chordata, Mammalia, Artiodactyla, Delphinidae. The record is from RefSeq and is a predicted model, not a curated record. Gene Ontology annotation, molecular function: calcium ion binding.